Messenger RNA from Lodderomyces oxycetoniae, 804 nucleotides. It is a transcript of the gene PRE10, whose product is annotated as proteasome core particle subunit alpha 7. Gene Ontology annotation, cellular component: proteasome core complex; nucleus; proteasome core complex, alpha-subunit complex. The transcript is spliced from 3 exons. Gene Ontology annotation, biological process: ubiquitin-dependent protein catabolic process; proteasomal protein catabolic process. NCBI's taxonomy places the organism in Eukaryota, Fungi, Ascomycota, Pichiomycetes, Serinales, Debaryomycetaceae. Bases 1 to 804 code for a protein of 267 amino acids. The record is from RefSeq and is a predicted model, not a curated record.
AUGACUUCAAUUGGAACUGGAUAUGAUUUAUCAAAUAGUGUUUUCUCCCCAGACGGAAGAAACUUUCAAGUAGAGUAUGCUAUGAAAGCAGUUGAAAAUGGCGGUACUUCAAUUGGAAUCAAAUGCAAAGAUGGUGUAGUUUUAGCUGUGGAGAAAAUAAUAAAUUCCAAGUUGUUGGUUCCAGGGAAAAAUAAACGAAUUCAGACUGUUGAUCGUCAUAUGGGAGUAGUAUACUCGGGUCUACUUCCAGAUGGGCGUCAUUUUGUAAAUAGGUGUCGAGAAGAAGCCCAGUCGUUUAAGUCGAUUUUCAAGAUUCCAAUACCGGUUCCUAACUUGAUGGAUAGAAUGGGUAUAUACGUACAGAACUAUACCUGCUAUAACUCUGUAAGGCCCUUUGGAAUUGUUUCGAUAGUAGGGGGGGUAGAUGAUGAUGGCCCUCAUUUGUACAUGAUUGAACCUAGCGGCACAUGCUGGGGAUAUAGUGGAGCAGCAACAGGGAAAGGACGUCAAAUAGCCAAGUCUGAAUUGGAAAAAUUGAAUUUCGAAGAGAUUACUUGUCUUGAGGCUAUAAAGGUUGCCGCAAAAGUGAUACAUUUGGCUCACGAAGAUAAUAAAGAUAAGGACUAUGAGUUGGAAAUUUCAUGGGUAAGUGCAGAGCACACGGGAGGAAAGCAUCAAUUUAUUCCAGAGGAUCUUUUGGCUGAAGCUAGAAAGUUAGCAGAGGAUGACGAGGACGAGGACGAGGACGAAGAAGAGGAAGAGGGUGAGAACAACGAUAACAAUGACGAGGAUAUGGAGACCUGA